AUGGCGGCUCCUUGCCCUGACCUACGCGCCCAGGUGGCAUCUCAGAUCGAAGCCAUCCGACUGCUAAUCGCCCGUCUCUGUGACUCAAUACCAGGGUCAGCCGGGUCAGCCGGUUUCGUAAAAGAAGCGCAGAACGAGCUUGAGUUGCUUCUUGGAGUCCUUAGCAAUAUCGAGUCACAAUCCGUACUAUGUGAUGAUCAAGCAAGCCCGAAACUAUGGAGCAAACUCGAGGACUGCCACUGCUGUUUGUUGGAAUUACAAAACCUCCAAAAGUGCUAUGGGCAGAGUUCAUCCGAGACUCAUUUUCUGGAAAUCCGUGCCCAGUUAUCUGACUUGAUAUUUGAGUUUAGCGUUAUAAACGCAGACAUAGCGAUAUCCUCUCAUGCCAAUCUUGAGCGCUUACUACAGACUUAUGUCGGUGAGCUUGUCAAGAGCAAGCGAGAUAUACAAUUUUUUUAUGGCCCUUUUAGUGACCCUUCAAACUUCGAAACAGACGACAAAUGGCAAACUUUACAAAGUGAGCUACAAGACUUCGGUAUCACAUCUGAGCAGUCCACCCAGGAACGUGAAUUUAUCAUCGCAACUCUGCAAAAAGCAGUAAACGGCAAUAAGAUCCCAAAACCCGGCUGUGAACUAGCCUCAGCGGAACCUCUUGCAAGUCAAUCGCGCCCAACCCAGAGGACCUUGAAUGAAAACCCCAGAUCUUCCGUCCAAUGUCAGAGUGAAGAGGUUAUAGCAGCCGGAGUAAUGCCAGAAGAGACCUCACAACUCGAAUCAACACCCGUUACACCUGUCGUCCAGAGCAAAAAGCCUGGCUUACUUCAACGAAUGAGUUUCAAGAUGUCAGGGGAUAAAACUGAAUUACUCAAGUUAGUCAGAAAGGGUGAAAUUGACCCAAUAAAAGAAGUCCUGAAAAAGGGUGCUGGCUUGAAUGCACAAGAUUCAAAUAGACAAACGGCAUUGAUCAUAGCUACGUCCUUCGGUAACGAAGAAGUGGUAUCUUUGCUACUUAAGUGCAAAGCCAAGACAGAUUUGAAGGGAAAGAACGGGGAAACAGCCCUCUCCGUCGCUGCUCAAAAAGGAUACGACAAUAUCGCCAAGCUACUCCUACACCAUGGAGCAAGUCCCAAUGGUCCAAAUAUCCGUGGCAAAUCUGCCCUCUCACAAGCUGUCACAUGUGGAAACUCGAGCAUGACUGCUCUGCUGCUGAAACAUGGAGCCACCACCAAUGUACUAUGUGCUAACGGUGAUACGGCUCUUACCUUUGCCGCUGGAAGUAAUCAUAUCGAGAUUACACAGCUGCUAUUAAGCGCUGGCACACCAGCAGAUCAGAUUGGGUCUUCCACUAGGACUUCGCUUUUCAGGGCCGUGGUCAAUGGGAACGCUAAGAUGGUGAAGCUUCUGAUGGAUCAUGGAGCAAAUCCAAACCGACAGGAUAGCCAGUCAAUAUCGCCUAUGCUACUGGCCGUGCAAAAUGGGAACAACGAUAUCCUCCACAUUUUUUCCCAAUUCGGGUAUGUUUAUCAACCGCAAGGACUGGGCAUUGGAAGGACGGUGGCUGCUUUUGCGGCAGUCGACUUCAUGACUACUAUAGGUAACAUGACUUGA
This is a messenger RNA of Penicillium pulvis, 1608 nucleotides long. Its product is annotated as ankyrin repeat domain-containing protein. Lineage: Eukaryota; Fungi; Ascomycota; Eurotiomycetes; Eurotiales; Aspergillaceae. The transcript is spliced from 2 exons. Bases 1 to 1608 code for a protein of 535 amino acids. The record is from RefSeq and is a predicted model, not a curated record. Gene Ontology annotation, molecular function: protein binding.